ACUCGAACGCACCGGAAAUGACGUCCAUAGUUGCCAAAAUUGUUUCAAAAUGGCGGAUGGCGUACAGUCUCGAGUGGCACCAGGUGGCUUUUGGAGUCAGCCACAAGUACAAUACAGCAAGCAAACUCAUGAUUUGCUGAAAGGUAUGAUGAAAGAAUCAAAACUCACAAAUUUUCAACAGAGACAUCUAGAGAAAACACUGAGAGGUGGAGGGUCACUUCCUUCAAGUUGUCCUCCAACACACAGUGCCCAGAGGAAAAAAACACCAGUUGCUUCUCCUGCAACUCCCAAAGUUCUCAAUGCAAGAAACUACAAAACAACUGUAAGAACAAGGGAACAGAUGGAAAAAAUGGGAGCAUUUGAAAAGCCAGACUACACACCUGCAUUUAAUAGCAAAGGCGCCUCAAAAGAAAAGGAGAAGGCAAGACUAGCUAACAUUAUGGAGUUUGGUACAGAUAUCCCACCUCCUGAUCAGCGCAAACAGAAAAUAGUUAGAGAACCAGCACCAGAGGUUGACAGGUUUGAGGAAUUACAAAGUGAGAUAGAAGAAAGAAGAUCCUUCUUAAGGGAAAUGGAAGGAUUAGGUAAAGGUGCUCAGUUCAGGACAAUCAUAGCAACAGAAAUAUCACAGCUUAUUCGAGAAAUGGAGAUGAUAGACAAUAAGAAGUCAGCAGAAUUGGAGAGACUUAUUGAGGCUGAGAACAGAAGAGCUCGAGCAAACGAUACGUCCUGAUAUAACAAUAUAAGAUUGAUGACUAUAAACGACUGUAUAAGAAGGUCAAAGUCUGCUGCAUGGCAGUAGUAGUCUUGUUCCUAGCAUUCUACUCCACUCAUUGAUACAGUAGAGCUACAUUUUUCAUACAUUGCUGCACGAUGCAAUUUUAAGUCAUGAAAUGAAAGUUUUAAGAGUUGUUCCAGUGAAAUAUCUAUCAUAUGUCAGAUUCUAGGUUUGUCUAACAGGGACCAUCAUAAUGAUUAAUUCAAAUACCACAAAAGUUAUACAGUGUAAGCUCUAUUAAAUCUCACACCGACUCUGAAUUGAUUUUCUUCAUUUGUUUCGUCCCCUCCAUUAGAUUUGAGAGUUACUUGGUCUUUUCAUUUCAUAACAUUUGAAAUUUUGCUUUUCUUACUUUUAUUUCUUGUUCACAAUGUCAGGUAACCAUAUUUAUGAUGUUGUUUCUUGAAUCUUUGUGCUGAAUUUUCACUUUAUGUAGCUGCUUACUUCUAUAUUGGCAAUUUAAGAAUGUAAUUCUAAGUUAAACAAUCCAUGAACAGAGCAUGUGUAAUUCCAGUGUACAACAGCAAAAGAUCAAAUGUAUCCUAUACUUUUACUGGGUAUGCCAAUGGAACAUAAUAUUGGUUGCUACAACAAGACUGACUCUUGGCAUCCAUAUGUGCCUAUAUUUUUGUAUGUCCAGUUAAGUUGUGUCGACAUGACCAGCCUCUUCCUUGGUGUCUUAAGGAUCAUUUGAAACAAGCGUGCUAUUCAUAAAAUAAUCUGCUUGUGCUUAUUUUGAAGCUAUGGAAAAAAAAUGACCAGUGUUUAAAAGCCACUUGUGUAACCAUGGAAUUUGAUACAAUACUUUCACAGAUUAGGGGUAUUUACUGAAAUGAUGAAAUUAGAACACCUAGUUUGAAAAAUACACAGUUAAAAGUUAAAGAAAGGGCCAGGAUUUAUAGUGGCAUGUAUAUUUUUACAUGUUUAAAAAGGGUGUUUUGAGCUCUGAGGAGAAAAUCUGUUUAUCAACUUAAUAAUAAGGCAUCAAAAACAUUAUUGCCCAGACAAUUCUUUGCAUUCGUAAUCAUAUUUGGCAAUACAUUAAUACCGGCUGGGUUGUUUUACAGCAUGCAGUUUUACUGUCUCAUUAGAAAUAUUGCAGAAGAAUGUGUUUUUGUUGUAAUAUGAGACAAUUUUUUAUUUAUUACUAUUUUCCGUCCGUUUUUUAUUUUGUUAUAGUUGGACACCCUUAUUAUAUUUAUUGCUAGUUUGUAUAAUUUACUAAGGUCUUGUUGGUCAAUAGAAACAGUUUGCUAACAUUUGUGAUACACUACCAUUACACGUGUCAGGUCCUCCUGUUUUCACAUCAAUGGACAUACAGAAGAUAAUAUGUAUUAUUGAGAGUUCUAAAAAUAAGGAACACAUUUGAGGAAGACAUGUUUUUGACUUACUGAAGACAGUAUCACGAUAACAUUCCCAUUGGAGUAUCACGAUAACAUUCCUAUUGGAGAUGGUAUUGAAUCUAGUGGUGAUUUUCAUGAUUUUGUAAGUUUUAUGUAAUGUGUGUGUAAUUUAGUGUAUUGUAAGCAUGUAAUGUUAUCAAUACAUGUAUUUUGAUGUAAAUUAUUUGACCCUUAUGUCUGUUUGUCAUAAUAAUUUAGUUACGAAAGGAAAUGUACUCCUUUGUAGGGAGAUCAAAGUUGUUUUUAUAUAAAUAAUUCACGAGUCUUUGCAGAAUAUUAUCGUGUAUUGUUGUGCUGUAGAAUGGUUACUUGGAUCAAAAAUUAAUUAAUUUCUUGAUAUGUAAGUAAUUAAGUCACAGUUCCGAAAUCUUUGUACAGGUAUCAAUAUUUUGUAUGCAUAUAUUAAUUUGAAUCAUGUUUGUGAUUUUUUAACUUAAUUGAAAUAUGUUGCUUGAAGUUAAAUUAGAAUCAACUCAGUAUGAUAAAAUAUAUUUCCAAGGCCAUUACAGAUUGUGUGUAUACAUGUUAUCAACAUGUGUACCAAAUACUAGUACAUUUAUUUGUAUAUGUAUAAAAUACUAUGAUGCCAGAUUACAGAAAUCUAUGUCUAGGCAUACUUUAUCUUGUUUUUGUUUGUUUCUGCUCUGUUGACUAUGGUCUUAAUUUGAAAGCUGAGAAAGGAGGUAUUCUCCACUUUGCUAUGAGAGAUCUCCUCGCUUUUCUAGGAGAGAUCUAUUCUCCACUUUUUUAUGAGAUCUCUCUCCACUUUCUAGGAGAGAUAUAUUCUCCACUUUUCUAUGAGAUCUCUCUCCACUUUCUAGGAGAGAUAUAUUCUCCACUUUUCUAUGAGAUCUCUCUCCACUUUCUAGGAGAGAUAUAUUCUCCACUUUUCUAUGAGAUCUCUCUCCACUUUCUAGGAGAGAUAUAUUCUCCACUUUUCUAUGAGAUCUCUCUCCACUUUCUAGGAGAGAUAUACACAUAUGUAUUCUCCACUUUUCUAUGGGAGAUCUUCUUCGCUUUUCUGUGGGAGAUCUUUACGUUUCUACGAAAGAACACUAUUCUCUUCAUAUUUGGUAGUUGUCUGUUUUAUAACUUGGUCAACGAAGUGCAAUAACACAAUUUAGACAAUUCUGUUAAAAUGUUCCUUCUCAAAUAACAAAACUAGCUGUGACAGCUGUCCUGAUUCUAUGUUCUGUAUAACAUUGUGGUAACACUUUGUUAACGCUUAGUAUACCUGUUUAGGUAUCAAAAGUCCAAAUUUAACGCUUAGUACAUGUAUACAUGUUCAUGUAUCAAACGUUAAAAUUUGCAGGGUCUGGUACAUUUUUUAAUUGGUAUAUACUUUGUAAGAAGAAUGAAAGCCGAAAUGCAGGUCAAUAAUUGUUAAAAUAGACAAAGGACCAAUCGUAGAAGAAUGUACCGAAAUAAAUAUGAAGUUGUCACUAUUCAUACAUUUUGAGUGUAUUUAACGCACACACAAUUCCUAUAUUUCAUAUAUGGAGAUUAUCAUUUAGUCUUUACCUUCACAGAGGAAGACAAUUAAUUUAAUAUAUAUAUACAAAGUAUAUUUUUAUGCAGCGUGUCCUUGUAAAAAUAAGACAAAAUAAUAAUGAUGAUAGUGUGCUGCAGAUUCAUAACUUUCUACGAUAGGAAGGCAGAAGGCUUGUCUUAUUGAUAUGCUACAUUUGUAGUUGCAAAGUCGAAAAUAAAUGUUAAUAAAAUCUAAAUAUUGAUUUUGCAAGAAAUUAACAUUUUUUAUUCACUUCGCCAUGUACGGUUACGUGUUUUGAAACCUCUGUAUGAUGCCGUUACUUAAGUUUGCCAUUAAUGACGGCGGGGCUGUUAUAAUUGCAUGUAAAACAAAAGUAUGUUACUUAGAACAAUAAACAUGAACGUCGGCAUUGGG
Molecule: messenger RNA, 4087 nt
Organism: Pecten maximus
Lineage: Eukaryota; Metazoa; Mollusca; Bivalvia; Pectinida; Pectinidae
Product: UPF0193 protein EVG1-like
Exons: 7
Coding region: 50-733 (227 amino acids)
Source: RefSeq, a predicted model, not a curated record